This is a messenger RNA of Mugil cephalus (flathead mullet), 2484 nucleotides long. It is a transcript of the gene fstl1b, whose product is annotated as follistatin-like 1b. Bases 151 to 1080 code for a protein of 309 amino acids. Gene Ontology annotation, molecular function: calcium ion binding; protein binding. Lineage: Eukaryota; Metazoa; Chordata; Actinopteri; Mugiliformes; Mugilidae. Gene Ontology annotation, biological process: cell differentiation; multicellular organism development; regulation of BMP signaling pathway. The record is from RefSeq and is a predicted model, not a curated record. The transcript has 11 exons.
GGAGGACUCCAGACAUUUUCAUUGGCCGCGGCGUGGAGAGAGGAGGAGGAGAGACUGACGGACGGGCAGGAAUUCCUCAGCGCUCCUCAAAUUUCUUGAAAUCACGGACCUUCUGCCCGACCGUGUCCUUCUCCGAGCCGCCUUGACAAAAUGAUGUUGCGAAGUGUCGCCGUUCUCCUGGUCCUGGCCGUGGCUCUCUCCAAGGCAGAGGAGCUGCAGAGCAAAAGCAAAGUGUGCGCCAACGUGUUCUGCGGGGCCGGCAGGGAGUGCGCCGUCAACGAGAAGGGGGAGCCCAGCUGUCUGUGCAUAGAGACCUGUAAGCCCCACAAGAGGUCAGUGUGUGGCAGCAAUAGUAAGACCUACAGGAACCACUGCGAGCUCCACAGAGAUGCUUGUCUGACUGGUCUGAAGAUCCAAGUGGCCCACGAUGGACACUGCCAGGAGAAGAAAACUGAGCAAGUCGCUGCCAGCCCAGUGGUGUGCUACGCUGCUGACCGCAAUGAGCUGAGGAGUCGCGUGAUCCAGUGGCUGCAAACGGAGGUCGUUCCAGACGGCUGGUUCGCCAAGGGGACCAACUUCUCCGACACCCUGCUCAGAUACUUCAAGUCGUACGACAACGGUGAUUCUCAGCUGGACUCCUCUGAGCUGCUCAAAUUCAUCCAGCACAACGAGUCGGUGGUGGAGCUGCAGUCUUAUGCCGACCAGGAGAGCAACAAGCUGCUCAGGAGCCUGUGUGUAGACGCCCUCAUUGAGCUCUCUGACGAGAACGCCGACUGGAAGCUGAGCUUCGAUGAGUUCCUCAACUGCCUGAAGCCCGGCUUCAACCCACCAGAGAAGAAAUGCGCCUUGGAGGAUGAAACGUACGAGGACGGAGCGGAGACCCAGGUAGAGUGUAACCGCUGCGUCUGUGCGUGCGGCAACUGGGUCUGCACCGCAAUGACCUGCACUGAUAAACAGGCGGCUAUGGAUGAGUCAACGGAUGCAGAGAUGACUGAGGAGGAGUGGAACCUCCGUGUGGCUGAGCUCAACAAGCACCAGGAAACUGUUGAGAAGAUGAAGGCCAGCACAAAGGAGGCCUAAAGAAAGGACGCAAGGAAGUUCCAUACUUGAUUUACCUUUCAGCCGUGUUAUUAAACUGACUUUUUCAUGUUUCUCUGCUAUGAUAAUUAUUAUACAAUUUUUUUUUACCGUGUUAAAGUGUUCAUUGUUCGUUAGGUUCAGGGGCUAUUGGAGAGUAUAAUCGGAUUCCCCUGUGCGUCAGUACUGUCACGUUUGAUUGUAUUACUGCGUCCCUACACUAGCCGGGGCUAUUUUUACUACAACCCUUAUAUUUUUACAGUUAUUGUGAAGAAAAAAAAAAAUACUGUCAAGUUGUCACUGUUUUGGGACAUGGAAGUCACUGUUUGAGAAGGCAGUGAGGUUAGGAGGCUACUUGUUCAAGAAUGAGAGAGGUGUCUGAGUGCGGAGAUACGCUGACGACUUGAUACCUGGUGCAGCAUGUUUCUUUAUACCCUCAGGUCACCGGAUGUUGGGAAAAGAAGGUAACACUCGUUGUGCUUUUGAUUUUGUUGCCAUUUAGAACUGCCAUAGAAGGCCACUACUUGACCAUUGCACUCCUCUUUCUUUCUCCAUAGCUUUGUUUAGGCUUUAGUUUACCAGAAGGCUGAAUUUUAUUUUGUAUCCUAGUGCUUAAAGUAUAAUUUUGCUGCCGAACAAUUUGCUUCUUCUUCUAUGUAGAUUAUGUUUUUGGCUUGAGUUAGAAACUCAUUUUGUUCCCGUGUUAUCCUUAGGCAAGUCUCUCCGGUGCUUUUUGGUUAAACAUUUCUCUCUGUGUCUAUCUUACAUUUCUGAGAUAAUGAGGUCAUGUCCAGAUUUCGGUCUGGAGCACCACAAAUGCACCUGAGCUAGACCUGAUCUGAAAAUAGCACGGUGAAAACUGAAACCAAAGUCUUGAUGAAGUGUUUGAAUAAUGUACAAACUUCUCCGGGUAAAACAUUACUCUGGACCCAGCAACAACACUAUACCUGUGCUUUCUAAAUCACUCGAACAGAAGGAUUAGCCUCCCUGUCGGCUAAACUAGCUUAGACGCAUUAAUAACUGGGUGCAUUGAAAAUGUGUGUGUCUGUGUGUGAGCGUGCUAUUAAAGUGUGGUGCUGAGAGUAGUUUGGUUUGUUAAAUGUGUUGAUUUGCUUGAAUCUUGUAUCUAAAUUUGGAUGUGUGACGAUGAAAACCAGUGCCUUAGACCUGCAAAUGCAAACGGUCAGUACCUUUGCCUGCACAUAGGUCAUUACACCACGUGGCGUUUCAAGAACGAGUGUGCUUUGCUGGAGUUUAGCGGUGAGCCUGUGCUUUGUGGCUCUUUCCCUGAUAAAUGUCUGUGUGAAAGUUGCAUUUAGUAGGUUCAAGCGACAUCUUUGUAUUCCACUAAAAGUGCAGAGACUGUAAGGAAUAUGUAUGUAUGCCAAUAAAGCCCAUACACCACAA